Mercurialis annua (annual mercury) is the source of this 4090-nucleotide messenger RNA. RefSeq lists its product as uncharacterized. The transcript is spliced from 13 exons. Bases 1 to 4002 code for a protein of 1333 amino acids. Gene Ontology annotation, molecular function: nucleic acid binding. Gene Ontology annotation, biological process: DNA integration. The record is from RefSeq and is a predicted model, not a curated record. Lineage: Eukaryota; Viridiplantae; Streptophyta; Magnoliopsida; Malpighiales; Euphorbiaceae.
AUGCGUGUGUCACUGCCCAAGUCUUUCUAUCAAGCUAAGAAAAUCAUUCAAGCGUUAUUGGAUUACAAAAAGAUUCAUGCUUGUCCUAAUCAUUGUAUGCUGUAUUGGGGUGAGAUUGAGAACCAAGAGCUGUGUCGCACUUGUGGGUCUUCUAGAUGGGCAGUUUCUAAAGGAAGUAACCAAAAUGAUACAACUAAUGUUCCUCAGUCUUCUUCUUUCACUACCAAGAAAAAACCAGCAAAAGUCUUACGUUACUUUCCUCUAAUUCCUAGACUUAAAAGGUUGUAUGCCUCGACUAAAACCUCCAAGGAUAUGUUAUGGCAUGAAGAGGGUCGUAAGAAGGAUGGUAAGCUUAGACAUCCUGCAGAUGGUGAUGCCUGGAAAGCUAUUGAUGACAGAUAUUCAGAUUUUUCUAGUGAUCUCGAAAUAAAUAUGACCACGUCAUAUAGCACUUGGCCAGUUGUGUUGGUCAAUUACAAUAUGUCACCUUGGAUGUGUGAGAAGGGUCCUGGAAAUCAUAUUGAUACUUACUUACAACCUCUUAUUCAAGAGUUGCAUGAACUAUGGCAGGGGGUCGAUGCUUAUGAUGCUUUUACACGACAAAAGUUUCGAAUGCGUGCUAUAUUGAUGUGGACUAUAAAUGAUUUUCCUGCAUAUGCCUACUUGUCUGGUUGGAGCACUAAAGGAGAGUUUGCAUGUCCUUAUUGUGCCGAGCUUACACAUUCAAGAUGGUUAUAUAAUGGCGGUAGGGAUUGCACCGACUGCAAUGUUUUGAAGCAAUUAGAUGACAUUCAAUUUUCAUUAAGGACACCUUUGAAAAGAAAGCAGCCAAAAAGGAAAAGAAAGGUAGGUGAUCAAGUAGAGGAAUUGAAUGAAGAGGAAAAUAUAGAGGUUAGGCAAGCUGCCAACGCGAUGAAUUGGUGGAAGAAGAAGAGUCUUGAAUAUAAGUCUAAGGAUAAUUUGAAGGCUCGCUUAGAUCUUAUUUCUUUGAAUAUUGAUAGGAGAUUAUGGAGCGUUAGGAUGCAUCUUUGGUGUAAAAAGAGGGAGAUUCAAAGAAAAGAAGCGAAGAGCAAAGCCGGAAGCGAAAGAAUCGGAGAAUUCUUAGAAGCCAGAGCAUUGCACGGAUCGUGCACCUCCUUGCACGGAUCGUGCACCUUCCAGAUUUGUGGGCAGAAGCUUUUGAGGACUCUUGCACGGAUCGUGCAAGCUUGUCUCUUAUUAAUUAAUGCAAGCUUAUUUAUUGUGGAAUCUUCAUUAUCUUGUAUGAGUUAUUGUUCUUCCAUUUUACUUAAGUGCUACGAGAGUAGGUUAAGCUUGAUUAGGUGCGCUGUGGUGCAAGGUACCAUUCCGAUUUCUUUUACUGAUGCUUUGGUAUUAUUUGAUGCGGGUGCGACCCAUUCGUUUGUUUCUACUUGUUUUGCUGAGAAAUUGGGUAGAGCACCAUCUGUUUUGAAUGAACCUCUAGCUGUGUCUACACCUAUGUCUGAAGGUGUAGUAGUGGACGUUGUUUAUCCUUCGUGUCCAGUGGUUAUUCAGGGUAGAGAAUUAUGUGCUGAUUUAAUUGUACUUGACGUUCUUUCUUUUGAUGUUAUCUUGGGGAUGGACUGGUUGUCACGCCAUUAUGCUUCUAUUGACUGUCGAGAGAAGUCAGUCGAGUUCAGGAUUCCAGGUGGUCUACCUUUUUCCUUUCAGGGAGAAAAGGCAGAGACACCUAAGAAUCUGAUUUCCGCCAUCAAGGCGAAGCGGAUGUUAGGCAAGGGUUGCCAGGGUUUUCUUGCUGUGGUUCGUGAUUUGGAGGCUGGUGGUAGUGAUAUGCAUAGUGUACCGAUAGUGAAUGAGUUCACUGAUGUGUUUCCAGAGGAAUUGCCUGGAUUACCACCUGAUCGUGAUAUUGAGUUUUGCAUUGAUGUGGUUACUGUCAAGAACAGAUAUCCUCUUCCUCGCAUCGAUGAUUUGUUUGACCAGUUGCAGGGUGCGAAGUGUUUUUCCAAGAUUGAUUUGAGGUCUGGGUAUCAUCAGCUACGGAUCCGUGAUGCAGAUGUGCCUAAGACUGCUUUCCGGACUCGUUAUGGGCAUUUUGAGUUUCUGGUUAUGUCCUUCGGUCUGACGAACGCACCAGCAGCGUUUAUGGAUAUGAUGAACAGAGUGUUCAAGCCGUUUUUGGAUCAAUUUGUGAUCGUCUUCAUUGAUGACAUCUUGAUCUAUUCUCGGAAUUUCUCCAGAAUAUCUGCACCUUUAACUAAACUGACACAGAAGGGUGUCAAGUUUGAGUGGACUGACAAGUGCGAGGCGAGCUUUGAGAAGCUCAAGGAGAUUUUGACUACAGCUCCGGUGUUGGCAUUGCCUUCUGGCAUUGAUGGUUUCACAGUGUAUUGUGAUGCGUCUCGGAUUGGUUUGGGUUGCGUUCUGAUGCAACAUGGACAGGUGAUUGCCUAUGCUUCCAGACAGUUGAAGAAGCAUGAGGUGAAUUACCCUACUCAUGAUUUAGAGUUAGCGGCUAGUCUGAAAUAUAUCUUUGAUCAGAGAGAGUUGAACUUGAGACAGAGGAGGUGGUUAGAGUUGCUGAAAGACUACGACUGUACUAUUCAGUACCAUCCUGGUAAGGCUAAUGUGGUAGCCGAUGCGUUGAGUCGCAAGUCUUCGGGCAGCUUGGCUCAUAUUUCUGAGAUUGGGCGUAGACCCAUGGUUAGAGAGUGGCACAGUUUGAUAGCUUCGGGUUAUGGUUUUCAGAUUUCUCAGACUGGUUGUUUGUUAGCACAGUUGCAAGUGCAACCCGUUUUGAUUGAUCGGAUCAAGGCUUUACAAGCUGAGGAUCCACAAUUGAAACGGAUUAUUGAGGAAGUUCAGCAGGAUGGAAAUUCUGAGUUUACUUUUGUAGAUGGUGUGAAGCUGGAGCAUCAGAGACCUUUUGGCUAUCUGCAGCCACUACCUAUUCCAGAGUGGAAGUGGGAGCGGAUUGCUAUGGAUUUUGUGGUUGGGUUACCACGUACUCGACGGGGAUACGAUUCCAUCUGGGUAAUAGUUGACCGUAUGACUAAGUCAGCUCAUUUCCUUCCGAUUAAGGUUUCGUAUACUGCUUCAAGAUUGGCUCAGUUGUACAUCGACAGGAUUGUCAGUUUGCAUGGUGUACCGGUUUCUAUUGUUUCAGACAGAGGUUCUGUGUUUACUUCGAGGUUUUGGAAGGCGUUACAGGAAUCCUUGGGUUCUCGGUUGGAUUUCAGUACAGCUUUUCAUCCUCAGACUGACGGUCAGUCUGAGAGGACUAUUCAGACGUUGGAGGAUAUGCUCAGGAUGUGUGUUCUCGAUUUUCAGGGUAGCUGGGAUACUCAUUUGCCGUUGAUUGAGUUUUCCUAUAACAACAGUUAUCAUGCGAGUAUCGAGAUGGCGCCGUAUGAGGCUUUGUACGGGCGUAAGUGUAGAUCUCCUAUCUGUUGGGAGGAGGUCGGAGAGCGUAAACUCUCGGGAGCGGAGAUUAUUCAGAUUACCUCUGAGAAGGUACCGUUGAUUAAGCGGAGGUUAGAGACUGCUUUUAGUCGGCAUAAGAGUUAUGCUGAUCCGAAGAGGAAAGACAUUGAGUUCCAGGUUGGUGAUUUCGUAUUCCUUCGGGUUUCGCCUAUGAAAGGCGUGGUUCGUUUUGGUGUCAAGGGAAAGUUGGCACCGAGGUAUAUUGGUCCUUAUGAGAUUUCGGAACGGAUUGGAGCUGUGGCUUAUCGUCUGGUUCUACCGCCAGACAUGUCGUUAGUACAUCCUGUGUUUCACGUUUCUAUGUUGAGGAAGUGCAUUUCUGAUCCUUCGCACGUGAUUGUGCCUCAGAGUGUUGAGAUUGACCAGGAGCUGUCCUAUGAGGAACAGCCAGUUGAGAUUGUCGAUACGCAGGUGCGUAAAUUGCGGAACAAGGAGAUUCCGAUGGUCAAAGUUCUCUGGCGCAAUCAUUCUGUAGAGGAGUGUACUUGGGAGACCGAAUUGGAUAUGCGGAAUCGCUAUCCUUUUCUUUUUCCGUGAGGUACGAUAUUUGAUUUUCUGUGACCUUUGCAGUUUUUACUUGUAUUACGUGUUGUUCUGAUGUGAUUUACUUGUCGUGUUAAAUUCG